CAACUGCCAACUUGCCUAUUAAGUUGAAAGACCUUCAUAAACAUUUUGUAUUUUAUUAUUUGAUUUAUUUUUCUUUUUUUAUUUGGCCCUUCUUCUAAAAUACGAUAAAGCUUUUCACGCGUAUCGACUGUGUGAACGAAUUGACGAUUAUUAAUGAAUGCUCACUUUCGAUAAAAGCCGUUACAUAAAUUCUUAUUUUUGUUUGGUUUCAAGGCCUCGAGAUUCCAUGCGCAAGUAUUUAUCAUUUGAUAAUUCAGAAUACUCCAUCUAUAUAGUUUAAAACAAGUAUUAUGAAUUCAGAAAAGACACAAGAAAAGAAUGCAAUUGACCAGAUUGUGGACUUAACUAGAUCUUUGAACAGUAAAAAUGACUCCAGUUCUUUGCUUACGAAGCUUCAAAAUUCCGUUGGGAAUCAGGACGUCUUGGAGACACUAUUGAGUCUGUUAGGUGAUAUAGUUUCUUUUGACCCGGAUACGCCAGUCAGCGUUACUUCAAUAAGGUGUUUGCAACUCUCUAUUCACUUGGUAUUUCUAUUAGGCAUUUAUACUCAAAUCCCCAAGGAGUUACUUGCUCCUGCAAAGGUAAAAGCCGUUCCCCCGUUUUCCCCCAAAACAAGUGUCCUUACCGUAUUUAAGUUUCUAGUUCCUGCUCUUCUUAAACCAAAUUUGCUUCAAGGUCCAGUAAGCCUUCAUUAUGCAGAUCUACUGAUGGUAUAUCUUUACCUAAAAAAUAUAUAUGGGGAUGAUUUUAGAAACGAGGAUUUUGGGGUUAGUAAAGAUUCCCUUGUUCGCAUCAUGUCUCCAGAUUUCGUUGAUCCCGCGAAAAUGAUUUCUGCAUGUUUGCAAUUACUACAACCAAAGAUCCCUGCUUGGAUGAGAGGACAACUCAAUCAGUACCUGACAACUAGCUUAUGUAAAGCUAACGGCGUUGAAGGAUUUCUGAAAGUCUUUAUGCAAGCAAAUCCUAAUUCAAUUGAGCGAGCUCAACAAGCCGCCCGUCUGAUCUCAUCAGUACCAAAAAAUAUGACAGAACAGGAUUAUUUGAACCUAAUAUUUCCCCAAAUUUGGAGCUUAUUCUUUAGUUUACCACGACUUGCUUGCCAAAUUACCAUCGCACUUUUAGCAUCACAUAGGCAUUUGGCUACGGAGUUUUUUUAUAAACAACUUUCUUCUUUAAGCUCUCCAACAGUUAUUGACCUAACCCCUGUUGAAAACUGCUUAAAGGUUCUGGAUGCUUUUGCUUCUAUUGGAAACGAAGAUAUGCUUAAAAUAGCAGAAAGAUUUGUUCCUUCAUUACUUCAAUUACAAUCUAACAAUACUCUUAAAAAGCAAGCUCAGGAAAGUCUGCUUACAAUUAUUUCAAGAGCAGGAACCAAGCCUCUACUACAAUCUUUAGAAUCCAUUCAUCAUUUAGGUUCUUUUUGUCAUUUGCUUUCCAAUACUCAACUUGCUCAAUUUUUACCCCAAUUACUUGAAUUAUGGGUCAGGCAACCUUCAGAGCAUCGAUUAGAGUUACUUGAUGUUGUACAAUAUGCCCUUACAAAAGUUGACACAGAUGAAAUUCCGAGUGAACUCAUGAUUUCAGUUUGCAGUGAUUUGAUCAGUGAGGUUACAGAAAACUUGAACAACUCUGAAUCACUUCUCGAAAUAUCUUCAAAGAAAGAUGUUAUUGAAGAAAGUGAGGAAAUUUUGCUUAUUUUAUUACAUCUUUUGUCUUCCGUUAUUGGAAGAAACCGAGAAUUGGGUCUUGAAAACUCAGUUCCACUUCUUCUCUCCCCUUUGAGACAACUAGCAGCUUACCCCAAUCAAGUUAUUUCAACGUUAGCGAAUGAUGUUUAUAAAACAUUAGUAAUGGGUAGUGAUGACUAUUCAUCUGCUCUAUCAUAUAUCCAUAAUGAUCAAGUUCCAGUUCGUGGUCAAGGAAUCUAUAUGCUUCGAAAGUUGAUUGAAGCCAAAGAUAAGAGAAUUAAUCCUCUUCGGAUACUACACACUCUUCUUGGACUUCUGACAGACGAAGAUAGCUAUGUGCAUUUGAAUGUUAUUGCUGCUUUAGUAUCUCUUUGUGACAAGUAUGGAGAUAUGAUGAUACAACUCUUAACUGAGUAUACAAAGGUAGAAAAGUACUCAACCGAUGAAACAUUAUUGAUUGGGCAAGCUAUAUAUCAAAGCAUGGAGCGAUUGGGUGAACUGACUUCAAAGUAUUAUGGACAAAUAGAACAAACAUGUUUAGUUCUGUUGAACGCUGUGGUUAUAGAUGUCAAAAUAUCUGCUUUAAAUAUCGCUGAAUUACUAUGUCGUUAUUCAUUGAGUGAUGCUUUUAUUGAAUCAGCCACAGCUAUUUUGAAUCUAGAAAAGACAGAGGAUAAGAAGUUUCUGCGGAGAGCCGCUCUUCAAGUUCUUGAUUCGUCUUCUCAUUUGCCGAAAUCUGUAACCAUAACUUUGGAGUAUUUAAGUGUUCAUGAUGAAGAUGAAUUUAUUCGUGAGCAAUGCUCUCGACUGGUUAAUAAAAACGCCGAGGAAAAUAGGUUCUUUUUGGAAUGAUACAGACAUGUUACGAUUAUUUAUAUCAUGAACAUAGAGGUCUUUUUUUGAAAAUUUGUUGAAUUUCAUUAGAAACAAUCAUUAAAAAUAAAAAAUAGUAUAUGCUUUCGUUAACUUAAUAUACCUCGAAAAAAGCACUGUCAAAAUUAUAGUUUUAAAGAAACUUUAGCAUAAACAAUCCUACAA
Messenger RNA from Schizosaccharomyces cryophilus OY26, 2726 nucleotides. RefSeq lists its product as uncharacterized. The record is from RefSeq and is a predicted model, not a curated record. Lineage: Eukaryota; Fungi; Ascomycota; Schizosaccharomycetes; Schizosaccharomycetales; Schizosaccharomycetaceae. The transcript has 2 exons. The coding region runs from base 291 to 2540 and encodes 749 amino acids. Gene Ontology annotation, biological process: protein secretion.